Messenger RNA from Gadus chalcogrammus (walleye pollock), 2677 nucleotides. Its product is annotated as PC-esterase domain-containing protein 1A-like. The record is from RefSeq and is a predicted model, not a curated record. The transcript has 7 exons. Lineage: Eukaryota; Metazoa; Chordata; Actinopteri; Gadiformes; Gadidae. Bases 737 to 2251 code for a protein of 504 amino acids.
GUUUCCGGUAGAGCCCAUGGGGGACCUAUGAGAUCUAAAAAUAUGAAUGGGUUUCAAAGGAGAGAACGUAAUUAUUUUCUGGUCCCAGUCUUUACAUGCCCCGGAUUACACAUAUGUUGUUUGUGGAUUUAAAUGAUCAUUUUUCAUUUUCAAACUAAACAUUUUCGUUAAGAAGUUUGAUAAUGUUACGUAUUUUCCAAGGGGAGGAUAAAAGCAUCGAAAGAGGUGAAAACCAUUAGUUGGGGCAUGUGGAUAGUUUCAGUUAUGCCGAUGGGAAGAUUGUCGGUCUUGUCCACCCCAGUCGCAGGGAGCGUGACGGCACAUACGUGACAUGCAGUCUUUCUCAUUGUGUUUUCACUACAGCCUUUAACUGAACAAUUGCACAAUAAACGGUCAAACUCUUCUCCGUUUAUUGAAAAAUUAUCAUUAUAAUUAUUUUUCGAUCUCAUAGGUCCCAUGGGCUCUACCGGAAGAGGCGUGAUUUCGCCACUGCUAUCAUCAGAACUCUCAACUGCAGCGGAUUAAGCUAAUUAACUUUUUCUCUGUCGCCUACGUUGCACCCGAGACGUGUCGCUUCCUCUGCACACAAUCCAAUCUGUCCUCCAUUUCGCAAAAUACAACGGUAUUCAAGUUGCCGUGGUUUUAAUCGUUAAAGAAUACAUGCACUCAUCGACAUGCAGUAUUAUCCUAUUUGUUGACGGUUUUAAACUUUUUUUUAAAACCAAAAGCUGUGAACAUGCUAGGAUUUGUGACAUUAAAUGAAGCCAGCCAACUGCUGCACAACAAAUUUGUUGUGAUUCUCGGUGGUUCAGUACAGCGCUCCAUGUACAAGGACCUCGUCCUGCUGCUUCAGAAGGACACGUUCCUGACGAGCUCUCAGCUGAAGUCUAAGGGUGAAGCUUCAUUUGAACACGACGGCCUGGUUGAAGGUGGCAGUCUGGGGCCCUUGAGCAAUGGCCCCGACUACAGGGAGGUGCGUCAGUACCGCUCGGAGCACCACCUGGUGCGCUACUACUUCCUGAGCCGCGUCUACUCGCCCUACAUGGAGAGCAUCCUGGAGGAUCUCCGCGGAGGCCUCAAGCCAGACAUCCUCGUCGUCAACUCCUCUGUCUGUGACGUGUCCAGUUACAGGUGUAGCCGAGACUGGUUACCCCAGUAUCUCGGGAACCUCCAUAAGUUCUUUGAGCAGCUGAAGACGGUGACUACUGACGCCUGUAUCCGGGUGUGGAUCCUCAACACAACCGGGCACCUGAAGCUCAGCCUGCAGGGCACGGCCAUGGAGGCCAACCUCUGCAGCGGCAUGCUGGCCCCGGCGUACGGCCUGGACGUCCUGGACCUGCACUACCACUUCCGCUGCCUCCUGCCCCACGGCGGGCCCCACGGCGGGCCCCACGGCGGGCCCCACGGCGGGCCGCACGGCGGGCCCUGGGACGGGCGCGCCCAGCGCUGGGCCAGCGCGCUCCUGCUACACCACGUGGCGGCGGCCUGGGGGGUGGAGAUGAGCCCUCCGCCGCUCCUGGGUCUCAGGCCGGCCAGCAGGGCCAUCCGGGGGCCAGCGGGCCCGGCCGAUUUCCCCAGCAAUCACUUGCCUCCCUUCCAGUGGGAUCGUAGUCAACCAAUCAGACGCCAGUUGCUCUCAUAUAACAUACCAUCAAACCCAGGAAAAGGCGUCCCACCCCUUCCUUGUUUCUGGCCGAGAUUACCUGUGAUGAGGAGGCGGGACGAGUUUCCCUCGCGGCUGGCCAGAGUGCACCCCUAUCCACCCCCUCCCUGGAAGGUCAGACCCAGGCAACCGUAUCAGCCCCCUCCCUGGAAGGUCCUGCCCCCCUGGCAACCGUAUCAGCCCCCACCCUGGAAGGUCCUGCCCCCCUGGCAACCGUAUCAGCCCCCUCCCUGGAAGGUCCUGCCCCCCUGGCAACCGUAUCAGCCCCCACCCUGGAAGGUCCUGCCCCCCUGGCAACCGUAUCAGCCCCCUCCCUGGAAGGUCCUGCCCCCCUGGCAACCGUACCACCCACCUACCUGGCAGGUCAGGCCCCCCCAUCACCCCCCUCCCUGGAAGGUCCUGCCCCCAAGGCAACCUUAUCAGCCCCCAACCUGGCAGGUCGGACCCUGGCAACCGUAUCACCCCCCUCCCCGGCAGAUCAUGCCCCCCUGGCAACCUUACCACCCACCUACCUGGAAGGUCAGGCCCCCUUAUCAACACCCCCUUCCCUGGAAGGUCAGGCCCAUGCACCCUGGGGGCUAUUGGUGAGCCACACCCCUCACAACAGGCCCAUGCACCCUGGGGGCAGUUGGUGAGCCACACCCCUCACAACAGGCCCAUGCACCCUGGGGGCAGUUGGUGAGCCACACCCCUCACAACAGACCCAUAACCCUGGGGGCAGUUGGUGAGCCACAACCGACCCAUAACCCUGGGGGCAGUUGGUGAGCCACACCCCUCACAACCGACCCAUAACCCUUGUCUGCCGAAGUCAGGAACUUUUAUGAAGGAGCAGGACCACACUGUUGAGUGGAAUGAUCAAAGAUUGGCAUGUCCAAUGUAUUCUUUUCCCUGGGGGAAGGAAAUGCACUACCUGUAUUUUACCAUGUACUAUAAUGACUGUGUAUUUUAUGAAUGUGUCUGUAUUAUGCAAAAAUAUUUUUCCAAAUCUGAUGUAUUUGUUUGAAUGUUUCUUUU